AUGGCAGAAAAGGGAUCCAAGAGCGAUGUAGCUGCGACAAACCCGCGAGGCAUACCAUAUGCGCCAUUCGUUGACAAGGUCGAGGAUUAUGUUGCCUCGCGCGCAGAUGUAGAGACCACAUUGAAGAAGUUCCAGGAGAUGAUAUCAAAAUACCAGUUUAUGGAAGCAAAUAAACAGAGAGCAUCAGUCGGGCACAAAGAGAAGAUCCCGGAUAUUCAAAAGACGCUGGAUAUGGUGCGGUUUCUCAAGACAAGAAAACCGGGGUCGGAUCCGAUAGAAUCGACUUUCGAAUUGAACGACACACUCUACGCAAAGGCGAACAUACCACCUACGGAAGAAGUCUAUUUGUGGCUAGGGGCAAAUGUUAUGCUGUCAUAUCCGAUCGAUGAAGCCGAAGAACUACUCACGACGAGGCUAUCAACCGCAAAGCAAAACCUAAUCAAUUGCGAGGAGGACCUUGAUUUUCUAAGAGAGCAAAUCACGACGAUGGAAGUUGCUACAGCACGGGUCUAUAAUUGGGAUGUUACUGUGAAGCGGAAGGAGAAACAGGAUCAAGAAGCGCUGGAGUCAACAACGGGCGACGACGGUUCUCCAAAUGGAUAA
Venustampulla echinocandica is the source of this 603-nucleotide messenger RNA. RefSeq names its product Prefoldin subunit 3. The record is from RefSeq and is a predicted model, not a curated record. The coding region runs from base 1 to 603 and encodes 200 amino acids. Gene Ontology annotation, cellular component: cytoplasm; prefoldin complex. Gene Ontology annotation, biological process: tubulin complex assembly; microtubule-based process; protein folding. The transcript has 6 exons. NCBI's taxonomy places the organism in Eukaryota, Fungi, Ascomycota, Leotiomycetes, Helotiales, Pleuroascaceae. Gene Ontology annotation, molecular function: tubulin binding.